GAGGAAUCCGAGCAAACAGUCAGAGAGUGAACUAGACUGUCAUCUCAGCCCUUGGCUUCCAUCGGACCUUGCCCUACAUCUAGAUUCUCAAAUGUCCAUCCCCAAGUAGAUUUGCGAACCCCCCUUUGAUAAACGAGGAACUUCGGCAUUUCGUUACUGCGAAUGCCCACCUGUAAUUGGUGAACCCACUUGUCGACGGGCCUCAUGCGUUAGGCCAGCAACGCCAUCAUGAUGAAACUCGCUUGUCAAAGAUGCAAGCACAAGAAGAUCAAGUGCGACAGAGCAGAGGGUACAUGCCACCAAUGUGUGCUCGCCCAAGCGGAAUGUAUCUAUAUUGAGCGCAAGAAGAGGCCUCGUUUAACCCAACAAAAGAACGAUGUGACGGCUUUGAACCGAAGGCUAGAGUUUCUCGAACGGCAACUCAGCAGAUCAGAAAGGGAGGCAUCAAGUUCAUCACUGCCGAAAGAUGAUGUUCCCCUUGAUCCUUCAACACAAUCCAGAUCUUCAGUAUCUCCUGUAUCUCCUGAGGUGCUACUCACCGUGGAAGGAAACGGCCAGGCUUCAUGGAUUCACCGACUCGCCAGUGACACUAAGCGCAACUUCGAGAAGGUCAAUAUCCAGAGCCACCAAAGCCCUGCUGAUACUCCAGCGAGCUUGACUGUCGACACAGCCAUGUGUGCGCUCACUAAGGCAUUGGACGACCUCGCAAACUUACGCAUUCGAGAUGAAGUGAGGCCAAAGAGACUUGCUCUGAAACUCACACCAGACAAAGCAAGAGAGUGUAUCAAAAUUUUCAUGGAAGUCAUACAGGCGAUGGUAAUCCCUCAAGCUUUCACGAGCGGCAUCGACCUGGCAAUACUGAACGUAAUACCGGACGUCAUAGAAUCAUCAAUGUCUUCCUAUGUCAAUAUUGACCCUUGCAUUAAGGUCAUAUACUACAACGCACUUUACUACGGUCUGCGCAGAAUCGAUGGCCCAGGCAGUGAGCUUGCUCAAGCAGCCUAUUGUAUGUGCUUGGAGGCAGUUCCUGGAUGGCUGAAUACAACGGCUGGGACAGAUUUGGACGCCCAAACUGCGGCCUUGACUGCAUGGACUGCUUGCAACCAGUUCGAUUACCAAUUGUCGUGGCAGUUCCAUUGCAAAGCAUGCCAGUUCAUAAAGGCAAAGGGAGUGGAUCGCCUUGAUGCUCGUCUUCCCAAGUCCGUCGAUGAAGAGGAUUUGCAGCACAGUUCGCGGUACCUAUAUUGGCAUUGCCUACAGACAGACGAUCUUUUCAGAAUCCUAUACAACAAACCUUCGGCUUUAAGAUACAAGAAAAACGAAGUCAAGCCUCCUUCGCUGUUCACAGCCUCGAAUAUGCAGCCUAGUGCAACACAAACGAUCCUGUAUAACGUCUGGGUGCGAUACACGGCCAUGACAAGAGAAAUGACCGACGAAUUAGACAAAGCACUGGCAAGUAAUGGCACAGAAGAUGCAAUGCGCGUUGCCGAUGAAUACUGCUCCAAACUCGAGAACAUCAUCAUCGAAUGGGAUCUCGAAACACUAUCCAAAGCCCCCAAAUACUCCAAAUCAGUGGCUCUACUUUUCGCCGACCACACGAUGAACAUCUACGCCACGAUAAUCGGCGCGAAGCGACGAGCCCGCCAAAAGAACGACACGCCCCUUGUCGACGAACUCGGCCUCCGCGCCGCCCGCAAAGUCAUCAACCUCAUCCUCUACUUCAACACGCAAACCCCCGGGUUCGGCGACGCGGGCGUCAUCUUCGUCCACUUCAUCAGCUUCUACCCCUUCUGCGCCGUCUUCUCGCUCUACGAGCACAUCCUCGCCUGCACGGACCCAGAGCAAUGCGAAGCGGACCUCCAACUCCUCGAGAACAUCGAAGUCGCCGUCCGCGCCGGCUGCGAAGUACACCCAGACCUAUACCCCUUAUCCAACACCAUCACCGCGCUCAACGCCGUCUCCCGCAGCACCCAAGACCUCCGCCGCAACGGCCCUAGCCCUGCCUACCAAAGCCCGCCAACCCACUCCUCCUCCGCUUCCACCAUGCCCUCCCCCGCGACCCAACAACACCAACAACCGCACAUGAAAUCCUCUUCCUUCACGCCCAUGGGCCAGUCCACACAGCCAGUCACCUCCUCCCGCGGCUUCAACCUCCCCAUGUCCACGCUCGACGGCCUGCAGUUCCAGAUGCCGCCGCCCGAGUCGUCGACGGUGGGGCCGUUCGGCCCGGGCGUACCGCUGCUGCAGGACUUCCCGAUGGGGGCGGGGGAUAGCUUUGAGCCGUUGGGGUUCGUCAGGGCGCUUGAGAGCGACUUCAUGGCGAAGAAUUGGCACGAGCCGUGGUGGGAUAUGAAGUGUGGGGAUAUCGGCGCGGGCGUUGAGGGUGGGACUGGGGAUGCUGAGAUGGGUGGUGGUGGUGGGUUUGAGGGGCAGGGUUAGGUUUUGUUCGUGGGUUUGUUGGUUGUAUGUUAAUGGACUGUAAUGGUGAUGAGUGGUUUGGAAGGAAGGAGAUGGGUUUCUUUCUACGCUUACGCCGUCUAAUAAUCAUGGAAACUUGAAUGUAUAAUUACGAUAAGUAAACACAUAGAUCUUCAGAUUAGCGCCAAUGAUACGAUAUGUAUAUCACGAUCAUAUCAACGCGCCCUCGGCAUCGAC
Molecule: messenger RNA, 2655 nt
Organism: Aaosphaeria arxii CBS 175.79
Lineage: Eukaryota; Fungi; Ascomycota; Dothideomycetes; Pleosporales
Exons: 7
Coding region: 229-2439 (736 amino acids)
Biological process (GO): regulation of DNA-templated transcription
Molecular function (GO): zinc ion binding; DNA-binding transcription factor activity, RNA polymerase II-specific
Source: RefSeq, a predicted model, not a curated record